UCAAUUGGCUGUUAACCUUUUAACUGAAAGCGAGAGACGCGUAAUUUGACGCUGUGCUGUAUUUAAUUUUAUUACGGUUCGGAUCUCGCCGAAUACAAGAGUGUUCAAAGUUUUGAUAGAUCAUAGAUUUCAUUCUAGUAGGCAGUUUUCGGCCGAUCGCUCUACAAUAACAAAAAAUCUUUAUCAAUCGUAAUUGUUUUGUUAUCAACACAUAUUGUGAAUUUAAACCUUUGAUUAGUUCUGAAACUGUUAGAUAAAAAGGUAAACCAGCCUUAAUAUAGUAUUUUAUCUCACUUUUUGACUAUAAUCAGUUGAUAAUGAUUACCAAAAGUUAAAUUUUGUUAAGUGUGCUAGUAGUUUCUUGGGUUUAAUUUGAUGAAGAGUGUCUUAAUUGUUUUUUGCAAACUUAAAAUAAUUGUCUGAAGUGCCCGCCAACUCUUAAAUGUAAAGUGAUGUCAACGCGCAGCGGCUCGGCGGCGUUGCGGGCGCGGCGCGGGCACAAGGAGCGCAGCAAGAACUUCACCGAAUUGGAGAAGAGGACGGUGCUGGAGCUGAUAGCCAGGCACAGAGAUGUCUUGAGGCAGGGGAGGUCUAACAACGCGACUAACAGGAGCAAACAGCUGGUCUGGUCUACAAUCUGCUCAGAGGUCAACGCUCGCUGCGGCGGCGAGCGGCCGCGCACGCCGGCGCAAGUCAAGAUGUGGUACGAGAACUAUAAGAAGAAGUGCAAGAUGCGCGCGCAUGAUCAGCAACCAGCCCCCGAGCAGCCCGGCCUCCUAGACGGCAUGCUGUGGCAGAAUCUGCACCCGCUAGAUGUUAACGACGACGAAGGCGAGGCGGCCACGAGCGCGGAGGGCGCGCACAGCGUUAAAGACGACGACUGCAUACCUGUUAAUAUGUCAAACGGCCGCCUUUCCAGUACGAACGAUAGCGACGACACAAUGCCCAAUGUCCUCGAACCCCAAGUGCAGAUCAUCCCUCAAUCCUCCCCAACCCCUCCCCUAAAACACCCUCCCCUCCUCCCCUCCCACCUCAUGAUCACCAACCCCCUACAAGCCAUCGAGCAAGUCCGCUUGCACCAAAACCUCAACUAUUUGCACAAAUUGAACGAGCUCUCAAAUACACCAUUGAAUUUGAGCCAUCUGGAGAAUGAUGAAAGGAAGAACGGGCAAAGUCAUGACAGGAUGGACAGCGAGCAAGGGAAAAAUGAGUUUAACUCAGCAACGGAGGAGGAAAGGUUGUAUUAUACGGCUAAGAGGCAACAUGCAGUGUGGGAACACGAGGCCAAGAUGAAGAUUCUGAACAUGGAGUUAAGACAAAAGGAGGAGAUAUUUUCGUUGCAAAAGCAGCUGUUUCUGAUUGAGUUGAAGUUGAAAAUGGAUUUUUUGGAGAAGGCUAGUGCUAAGUAGGUUUGGUUUUUGGCUGUGUUGGCAACAUAUGUGAGGUUUUGAAUGUCACCGUAUAUGAUUUUUAAAUAAAAAUAUCAUCAUGACGGUGCAAAGAUAGUUUAUGGCGGAAAUCUGCUGAGAAUGUACGGUCAGGUGCAGAGAGACCUGACCCCCCUCUCAUAGUAACAAUGUUUCUGAGAGGGGUCAGGUCUUUCUGCCCUUUACUGUACAGUACAGUGUAUUGUACAGGCUGUUGCAAAAGAGGUAUAAUAAGCCGAAAGGGAGUGACUCCGUUCGUUAUUCUAAACAAGUUUAGUUAAGAGCCAUUGAAAAAUCUUGAGAAUUAUUCAUCCCUACUUUAGUUAAAAGGUGCGUGACCAACAAAGUUUCUGUGGAGAUGCAUAUAUUUUCGGCUUACUAUAGGUUUUUACCCGUUUUUUAACACUCUGCAUAGUAAUAAAGUUAUAAUAAAUGCGAGAAGUAGAGGGUUGGUUAUAUAAAAAGCCAAGACAUUCGUUAUCUAGUGUAAAAUGUGCCAUUUUAACUUUGAAGAAGUUACCAAAACUUUAGAUUUUUUUUAUUUAUCUAUGUUGAAACCCCCUCCAGAAGAUAGUUUUUUAAGUAAAUAAAACGAGUUGAUAUUACAUAGGUACAGGUUUAUAUUAUUAUGUUGGAUAGUUUUUAUAUAUUUUUGUUACGAAAAUAUGUUACUUGGCUCUCAAAGCGUCAGUUAUUUUUGUAAUGAUAUUAUUUGACAUAGUUUUAUUUUUGUAUUGAACUUUUUAAGUUAUCUUAAGAUGUGGCUUAUGUUAUGCAGCCUGUGUAUUUUGCAUAGUAUUACGUUUUUAUUUAUCUUGUUUUUGUUCUUUUACGGCAGCUGAUUUUUUAUUUUUUUUUAAAGUUAUUUAAAAAAACAAACUGCCAAGUAAAAUUUUAUAGGGCUGUUGAAUUUUAUCCAAUUUAACAACAAUUUAAGCGAGUAGGUUUUUAGUACUUAGAACAAUUUUACCAGUUUUAUUUAAAAGGUGUACUUUUGUCAUUUUUUUCUACGUAAAAAAAUCGCAUAAUGUCCUAGUGUAAGAAACAGAAGUCUUUGUCUCAAGUAAAAUAGUUUUACCGAUGUGAAUUCUGAAGGCAUAAAAAAUUACUGUCAUUAUAAAUGUUGCCCGUGUAAAAUAAAAUUUACGAUUCCUUUCAUAGACUAGGGGUGACUUGCACAACAGAGUUAAUAAAAAUUAAAUAGUUUGUCUCUUGCUCUGACAGUCUAAUAUCAAGCAAGAGGUCAUAGAUUUAAUUUUGAUUAACAUUGUUGUGCAAGUCGCCCUAGAUGUUUUAACAACUAAGAUUUUGACGGUUUAAGUUUAAAUUUCAGCCUUCAGAAUCGACACCAUUAUUACACAACAUACUCAGUGUUCUUUGCCAAUAAGAAAUGCAAUGUUAGUGCCAACGAUAUUAUGGAAAUGUUAUAGUUAUUACAUUUAUAAGAAUAUUUUGUUAUUUAUUCAUGAAAUUACGAGAAAAAUAUUAUUAUUAUUGUACCCUCAAAACAAAAUAGUUCAAAGUUUCUCAGUUUUUUUGGAUAUUUUUUUUUAAUUUUACGCACAAAACAUAUAUUCAGGACUAUCAAGAGUAAUGUUUGAGAUUAAAUUUUUUAUAUUUUUAGAUUAUUAACUAUUAAAUUUUAAACGGUUUUACCGAAAAAGUUGCCAUAUAAAGGGGUACAUUUAGUCUUUUUACGUGCCAAUAUUAAACAAAAAUGUCAAAAUAUUGAUUUAACUUGGUAAAAACACAAAAAAUGUGGGCUACACUUCUUUAUCUUAGUCUUUACUUGACCCAGUGAUAUACUGUUACAUAUUAUGGAUUGGCCAAAUGUUCAUAAUACAACUUAAAAAUGUUGUUUUUUUUCCACCUGAAAUGGUGAAAGAAGGCUUAUGAAACAUAAGUAGUCAUCACUUUGCGCGUCUCAACUUUUAAAGGGCUUUGCCAUGUAUCUUCCUCUUUUUACCCGACUGUCGAAGGAGGAGGGCAAUGUUUUUAUAUCAGAAUAUUAUUGUGUUUACCGAGAUUAAUCCUUAGUCUAAAUUAAUACGUAAUGGUGAAAUAGCAUUAGCUCCAGUUUAGAGUGAUUUAAGAAGAUUAAAGUAAUAAAAAGCAGUACAAAAUGUAAUAAAAAAUAUAUUACCUCAUUAUACACGGUGUAAUUUUAAACUAAUUACAUACAAUACAAUAAUAAUUAGAAAUUAUGUCUAGCGAUAUUAUAAUUAGGUAAAGUUUUGAAGACGAUAUAAGAUUUACAUAAUUCUUCGUAAAUAUAUUGUUUUUUUUUAUAACAUAGAAAAGAGUAUAGGCAAAAUGGCUUUACACGCCAUCUCGUAGAGAUUUUGAACAUUUAUCAUUGACUUGUAUUUCUACUGCGGAAAAAAUAUUUUAUGCUAACGCCAUCUAUUGUUAAAGUUUCGUUUAUUUCGAUGAGAAACACUGCUUGUCAAGUUAUUAUUUUAUUUAUGUAGAGGCUGUGGUAACAAGAGUCUUUGAAAUAAGGUAGAAAUUGUAAAAUAUAUUGUUGU
Plutella xylostella (diamondback moth) is the source of this 3955-nucleotide messenger RNA. Lineage: Eukaryota; Metazoa; Arthropoda; Insecta; Lepidoptera; Plutellidae. The record is from RefSeq and is a predicted model, not a curated record.